UGUCAAACCGGAUCAAAGUUUUGUCUCAGUUUCAUUCAGCUUUUUUUUCGCCCUACUCGAUAAUGCUCCUAAAUGUUGUGGAUCAUUUAAAAAAGUCCAAGGAUCUGACGGUGUUUGAUGAAAAUACGAAAAAAAAAAAUACGGAAUUUUAGUGAAAUCCUAUCAAAUCUUAGGAAUUCUUUAAAAGUUAGAUGAAAACUAGUAGUAGCAGCAGAUAGAGCUUGAGAACCCGAGCGAAAUCGACACAAAAGCUUGACGGAAUUUCACAGAUUUCGACACCGAAAAUCUAAAGCUUUUCUGAGGGAGACACCAAAUCUAAACUGAGUCAAACCGCAGUCGGCAACAGUUGAUUUCAAUCAAACCAGCGGUAGCAAUGACAGGUCACUAAUGCAGGCCUCGCAGCCGUAUUACUUUCCUGAUUUUUUCCUGGCUUUUUAGAAAUGUCCUGAUUUUCCUGAUUUCGAUGCAAAAUCCUGAUUUUCUCCUGAUUUUUUAAUGAUUUAUUCCUAUAGGGCUAUAACUAAACGGUUAUAAUUCAUUCUUUUAUUAUCAUCAACUUAUUUUUCAAACUUCAUCUAAAAAUAUCUGUAGGCUAACUUAAAACAGAAAUAAAGAUGAUAUUCAAAUAAUAGUUAAUUCAGCCACUCUUUUUUUGUUGUUUUUGUAAUCAGUGUAGGUUUUCAACAUUCUCAAACAAUUGAGUUUUCAAUAUAUAGUUAGCUCAGCAUUAGCAAUCAGAGAUGUGUACCGUGUCUAAAACACUAGAUGAGUGCAGUACGAAGGUCGAUAAUGGUCACGAAACAUCGGUGAAGUCGACCAUUGCCCUAAAAUCUUUUCGCUCGACGGUCGCAUCUCACAUCAAGUGGAAAUUCUUUCCCGAUAAUUUUCUGUAUGCGUUGCGCUAUUAUAUUUCUUGAAAAUAGUGUUUCAUUUCCGAACACUCACGUAGCGACAACAAUAUAGAUUUUAAAACACCACAAAUGAACAUUUGAUUAAAAACUAUGUAUACACAGGUAUAAUAGAUAGCAUAUAAUGAAUGGACCUUUCUUCCUCUGUAUUUUCGAGAACCUUAAGAAGUUUCUAGAAACACGACUUUUAAAGAAAAAAACAUAGAAUAUUUUGCUUUACAAGAAUAUUAAAUUCGUAGACAAAAAAAAUAUUGUUUUCAUAUGUAAACAUACUAAACAGAAAAAAGUAUGAAAAUCAGUAGUGCCCCUUUAAUAGAAUAGAACUGAUUCUAAUAGUUGAUUUUGAACACUUUCAUUGAUCGAUUUGUCAACGUCAAAGCUUUAUCUGUGAAUCAAAAUUUUCUACAAGACUGAUUAUCUUGUUCAAAGUAAAUUUCCAGCUUGAAAAAAUUAAAUUCAUAGAAGAAAUUUGGUUGGAACAGUUAAAUGAUAACUGUGAUAAGGAAAGAAAAAGAAAUCACGUCAUCGAAUGACGAAAGAAAAAGGUGCAGUGCGUAUUGAAUAUAAUAUUAGAUGGAAAUAUUUGUUCGAACUACAUUGAAGCUUGUAUUGAACACAAAAUAAAAAGACAAUCGUUAUAUAUAAAUAUAUAUCAGUUCAGAAUGCAUUAAAAAAUGGAUUGCAAACAAAAUCUUAUUUUCUGCUAAAUUCGUUUUCUUAUUGAUGAACCUUAAAAUAAACAAACUUCUCAAUUCACUUUAUAUACCUAUAAAGCGCAAAUUGUGUUCGCAAAUGUAUCCGACUAGAAAAAUAUGUUAACUAACCCUUUCAGACCCGUCAUGCUAAAUAUAGUGCGAUUUUUAAAGUUUUAUAAUCCUUGAAUAACUCGCUAAUGCAAAAAAGAUAUGAAGAAAAUGUUUUUCUAUUACAUAGAGGAGGUUUCAGUGUACGUAUCUAUAAAAGAGUUAUGACUCUGAUAAGGCCACUAAGGUAGUAAGCCUGAUGGUACUUUGCAGAACCGUUUCCAUUCUAAAAAUGAAGACGGACAAUGUCCUUUUGUGGCUCGCGAAACGGUUUGAUUUUUACUGCUAAAAUUAAGUUAGGAGUGACUCCUAGUGAUGUUCCAAGUUUUGAUUUGUAGAUAAGUCUCAAUCGAAUUUUAUCCCAUACCCGUACUCCUCUAUGGAAAUGAGCAAAGUAUUCCAUCAUCAUUGGCGAGCAAAGACCAAAAAUGAUUUUAAAAGUUUUACAAAAAAGUUUUGAUGAAAAUAGCAACAAUGUAUAAUAUGCAUCUUAUAUAUAAAAUCUCAAUGGAAUUGUAUCUAUUGGUUUAGCUAUGACCCUGGAAGAGUUAACCGUAGUAGCUCCCUAAACGUUUAUGCAAAUUUGAUUCUGAAAAUCGCUAUCAAAAUGAAUUCCACUUUUCCUGAUUUUUUUAUAAAUUCCUGAUUUUUAUUAAAAAUUUUCCUGUCUGCUUUCCUGAUUUUUGGAUAUACGCCGCUGCGACCCCUGCUAAUGGGAAUCACAGAAAAUAUAUGGUAAUCAAUGACGAUCAACAAAAAUAAAUAGAUACCCGACAAAAUGUUCAUUAUAUAUCAGAGAAAAAGUGUGUCUUCAAUAGAAACGAUCUGUAAGCCCAUACGAUGCGUAUGAGAUGGACUAUACUGACCAUUCUGAUGGACCAUUCCGUUGGAUUCUGAUUUCAUCCAUUUAUUUAUGAGUGACCUACGAUUACUGAUGAAAAAUGAAUCAUGGUCGAUUAAGAAUAAUGAGUCUGGUCCUUAUACCCAAACUGCCAAGCUUCUGUUCUUUUGUAGUGUAUCGGUGAGAGUCGAUUCCACAUUUACUAAAAAUAAACGUACUUCAAAUUCACUGAUCCUUUGAAACCAUGCCACAGCAGUUUACAGGAAUCUGACUCACCGUCAGGUCUACAAAGGAGGGGAGUUGAUAAGCAAUGAAAUCGGCCCCCUCGAGAAUCCUCGAUUUUUGUCUUACGAAAUAGUCACAUUAGGUCUUAGAAAUUCUUUACCACAGAAAUCAGAUCGAUAGUAUGUGAUUUAACUGGCUACGACCCUGGGGUUAUAUAUCCAUAUAAGACGUUAUCACUUAUCGGGGUCGGUGUGGGUGUGGGUGUGGGUGGAUGUAGGUGUGGAUGUUAUUAUUUUUUUGACCGACACCCACACCCACACCUUCAUGACAUGAAGAUGCACUGUUGAUUUGAUUAUUACUUUUAUUCAAUAUAUUGUAACAACGUACAAUAUACAGCGUUUUUUGUAUUCAAAAUGGUAUCGACCGAGAUGCAUUUAUUAUCAUUUGUUUGAGGAAUGACGUGAAAAAGACCUCCUACCUAUUAGAUAAAUGCAAUGAUAAAUAAAACAAGCCAUUUUAUCUGAGAUUUUUGUUUCGUUUGAAUACAAAUCUCAUUUCAUUCUUUCCCGUUAAACAUCUCUGAAAGAUGAUAUCAAAACAAAAAACUAUUUUUGUUCUGUUAUUGUUAGUAGGAGAACUUGUUUGGCAAAUCGAUGGUUGCACAGACAAUGAGACUUUGACAUUGAAAAAUGAUGGCUACCAAUAUGCCCGUGGUAAAGAUCCAUUGAUAUCAGCUUUGUAUCGAGAAUGGUGGUUCUUUACACUGUAUGAUAUACAAAUUGAUAUUGGAUUUUGCAUAGGCUACGCUGUCUCAGAUCCAGCGAAAAUAUUUGGUGAACAGGGAGCUGCAGUUGGUGGAAUGUUGUGGACUUCAGUAACAAACAAUACCGGACAAGACUCGAUCGAUGUUUCGGACGUAUAUAACUAUGAACAAUUUUCUGCUCACAAGGAAAACGCAACUGUGACAAUUGACCAAAAUUUCAUCAAAGUUUUAGAUGAAACAACAUAUCAAGUCGUUGGUAGUUCGCGUAAUGAACAAAUACGUUGGUCGUUGACAUUCAAACAAUAUUCCUAUGCGUGUAGACAAAAAGAAGAUGUGCCAGAAUUAUUAGAUUUGGAUUGGAUCUCAUAUAUGCCUAGUGCACGUGUAGUCGGAGUUAUUCAAUACAAUAAUCAAAACUUUACAAUCAAUACUACUGGUUAUCACGAUCACAACUAUGGUGCAUGGCCAACAGAUCUUUUUAAUUGGAUUUGGUCACAAUUUCAUCGUAUUGACAAAGAAUUUUCAUUUGUUUUAGGUGCUUAUCAUAUCCCAUUGACUGAAGAUGAUUAUGUUGGAUAUAUAUUUAUUCGAUAUCGCGGUCAAAGAAUUAAAAUUGGAACAUUAUGUGGAAACCAAUUUCAUUUAAAACCAUUAGAAUGGAAGAUUAUCGAUGGAAAAAAAUAUUCCAUUCAUACGAAAGUAGAAACAUCAGACGAUAAUUACAAAAUCGAUAUCGAAUAUAAAGCAAGAGUGAAUAACAAAAAUCCCGGUGAUCGUGGUUUAGGACUCAAAGUUUUCGAGCAAAUUUCAUAUUAUCAAGUUUCUUUCUAUCAGAAGCAGGGACAAGAUUGGUUACCUCUUGAAGAAAAUCUAACCGGUUACGGAUUCAGCGAAUGGAGUCAUACAAAUCUUUGA
Molecule: messenger RNA, 4455 nt
Organism: Rotaria sordida
Lineage: Eukaryota; Metazoa; Rotifera; Eurotatoria; Philodinida; Philodinidae
Source: the annotation of a GenBank genome assembly